GCCCUCUGUCUCCCCUCAGUGACACAAGAGACUCUCCAGCAGCUGCACGGCGGAUCUGCGGGUAGAGAGCCGGUGCGUCAGCGGCCAGACACUACAUCCGCUGCUCGGAACCGCGAGUCCCCCCCCCCCCCCCACUGGUAUGGACACCGGAGGAGAGUACUGACCAUCCCGGAACCAUGCCUACUGUUCUCGGUGGCAAAGGGAAACUUUCCAUUGUCUGUUUUCUGCUCCGAUGCGCAUAUUCUCAGGCCUAAAGUCCAGCCACUCAGACACUGACCUUAGUGAGUCAUGCACGCAAGAAGAGGCAGUUUCAAACACUCACGCACACGUACACGUGCAUGUACUGUGCACCACACACAUUUUCUACUGUGCAUGGUUGAACUGCACAGAUGGCACUAAAGAAAAGAGUGGGCCAUAGAGGUAACAAGAAGCCAACACAACAGCUGUGCCAAAGAUAUUCUGGAGGACAUGACUCAGUCCUGGCCGUCCCAGCAAGCCUUAGGGGGUGACCAGGCCCAACGAAUCCUCUACAGCCCUAAGGGUACAAAACAACCAACUACACAACACAGGCAAAGUCGGGGGGAUGUUCAGCUGCGAAUGACCCGUCACCCUCACGUGGCACCUCACAAAUCCAUGCUUGCUGACGACCUGAAGCUGAGCAGUGACGAUGAUGACACUCAAAAGGCCAGUCAUGAGUCAUCUUCCUGGGGUAGACACAGCCUGUCAGCACAGAGAGCACACACACAUGGCAGGCGGAUGAGACAUUCCAGCUCAGACUCUUCAGGCUCAGACUCCAGUGCUGAGUCGGGCAGCAGCAGCCUUCAUUCCCGGAGCCCGAGUCCAGAAGUUUACCCGGAUCCUGUGUCGCCUGCCAACGUGCAGCCACCGUGCAACAGCAAGGAGACUGAUCGCCCUUCUGCUGCCCAGUGGCAGUUGGAUAAAUGGCUGAAGAAGUCGCGGAAAAAAUCUGCCAGCAGUGACCAGGAUCCCUCCCAGAGCACUACAGGACGCCUGCCUUCUUCCCACACCCAGCGUGCCCCAUCUCCAGCCAGGUCCUGGGACAGUAAUCAGGAAUACAGCCCUAGUCAAAGCCCUAUUCCCAGCCCACAGUUCAAUUACAGCCACAACAACAGCCCCCUGCCUAGCCCUGGUUACAGCUAUUGUCCUAGCCCCAGCCCAUUCCCCAGCACUUGUCCGAGUCCCAGCCCCAGCCCGAGGCACAGCCCGAUCCCAAGUCCGAUUCUAAGUGUUUGUCCCAGUCCGUUUGGGAGCCCAAGAGGUAGCCGCAGCCCUAGCCCAGUACCUAGAGACCCUCCAAGGAGUCCAAGUCCCAGUUUACCUCCUUCAAGGGUUCGACACUACCCUGAGGUUCAGCAUCAGAACCAAACACAACCUAGCCUAACAACUGAUCCCCACAGGACAAAAAUUAGGCCAUGGAUCACCCCGUUGCCUAACACCAACUCCAAGAACAAGCCCACAAAUAGUCAUCCUCAGCCAACUCAACAGCACAGACCCAAGACUCGACCCACACAGGUCCAAGACCAAAGCCAAAGCAAACUGAAGGCAUCUGAAGUUUCUAACCAGAGUCACGGCCACAAAUCUAGACCCAAGUCUAACUUUCAUCCAAAUUCUAAACAGCUCUCUGACACUCCCAAAGCCAAACACGCAUUACAUUUUGAGCAAAUCCAGGGUAGCAGAUCCAACCACAGCUCCAACCACAAGCCCAGACCUCCAUUUCAACCCAGCUCACAACAUAGCCCCACAAGAGCAAAGCACUUAGUUCCUGCUAGUUGUGAAACCAACGCUGGUCACGGUACUCAUACCCAAUCUACCUCUAAAGCUGCUAUUAAUUCCGGUAGUGGGUCGAACUCGAGGGCCAGUCCUAGCCUAAAACCUAGGACCAAGUCGUUGGAGGCUACAGUUCCAACUCCUGUGCAUGUUAAUCACACAAAAAUAUCUCAGAAGAAACCCCAAACUAAGGAACAGGAGGUGGACCGCAGAGGGGAUCAUCAGAGCCAAGCAGAGGGGCUAAGACACGAAAGAAAAGAGGACAGGCAUAGGGAAAAACAGCAAGGAAAACAGGAGAGAAAGGAAGACAGGAGGCUGGCGGAGGAGCAGCUACUGAGACGUCCCUGGAUCCAGAGUUCGGCGGAGGAAGAGGAGGAGGAAGAGGAAGAAGAGAGAGUGAUAGAGAGGCAGAGGCGGAGAGAGGAGACAGCAAAAGGGGAAAACAGGAGGAGGAGGGAGCAGCAACACAGGCGUGAAUGGCAAACAGCCCAGGCCAAGCAGAGACUGCCCACUAACACCAAGCGACACCACCCUCAAGACAACUCACACCACCAGGGGAGGGCAAAAAAGGGAGGCAGAAGUGAGGAGGAGAGAGAUUUACAGCCAGACCCUUCACCUCCUUCGUCACGCUCCCCAACUCCUCACAGACCAUCCUCCUCAUCGUCUACUUCCUCUUCCUCCUCCUCAAGUUCAGAUUCAGAAUCUGAACAUCAGGCUCCUGUCACCAAAGUUCCAGCAGACUCCACCUCCCACAAGAGACUCGCCAAGCGAGGACAACAAGGCCCAGGCAGGCCUGACGCCAACAGGCCGAAGGUGGUGCACCCCAGAGGACCCACCUCAGCCAAUCCCAGUGAGGGGAAGCAGGGCGAGGGGAAGCAAAAACUCUAUACCCUAGUCCCUUUUGGGCGAAGCGAACAGGCUACAGUGCCUGCCCAGCGAGGGCUUAGAAAUCUGGUGGUGCAGAUAGACCUCUGUCUUCUCAAAAGGGUCCCGGACAGCACUACUAGUUCCCCUGUUAAAAAACCUUCCUCCUCUCCCCCCUCCUCUUCAUCAGCCAAGGACAAACAACGAGAGGCUAUGAAACACCUGUAUAUACCUGAGACCGUGACAAAAGACAAAAGGAAACGCAAGCUGGAGAAUGGUGUGUCGCCCAGAGAAAGCAAGAGGAGUCUUCCUAAUGCAGGUGACCUCUCAGGACGCACAGAGUCGUCAGUUCACGCAGCCGAGCGCAACUUUGUGACUGAGACCACACACAAUGGGUACUUGGAGGAGUACUUAGACAGCAAGAGGCCACUGUCUCCACUGUCUCCACUGUCUCCACUGUCUCCACUUUCCCACAGUCCCGAGUCCACCAAGCCUCCCACCAAAACAAAGACUUCAGCGCAGCAUCACAUCCACAAUAACAAGAACAGAGACAAGAAUAGAGAUUCGGCUGUGAAGCCCAAGAUGGAGGUGGAAUGUGUAAAAGUGUCAGGACAGCCCCAGCCCACAUCUGAGUCCUGGGGCCCUACAGGUCACAGGGGGACCGUGCCACAUGAAACUCCACACCACGCUGAGUACUACUUACAUGAAGCUAAAAGGAUGAAGCACCGCGCUGACGCAAUGGUGGACAAGCUGGGGAAGGCUGUAAACUAUGUUGAUGCUGCUCUCUCCUUCAUGGAAUGUGGAAAAGCAAUGGAGGAAGGACCACUUGAGGCGAAAUCUCCAUAUACCAUGUACUCAGAGACAGUGGAGCUCAUUAGGUAUGCAAUGAGGCUGAAGAGCCACUCUGGCCCUGGGGCAAGACAGGAAGACAAACAGCUGGCGGUUCUGUGUUUCCGAUGCCUUGCCUUACUUUACUGGCAGAUGUUUCGUUUAAAGAAGGACCAUGCCCUGAAAUACUCUAAAGUGCUGCUGGACUAUUUUAAGAGCUCCCCCAAAGUGCCAACUACACCACCCUCUUGGAAUGACUCUGGGAAGGGUGCAGGAGGACCCCCGUCUUCGCUCUCACCCAGUGCCAAACACCUCAGACAGGGUUCACACGGGGGCAGCACAUCCCCGUCUCUCAUAAGCAUUCCCCAGCGAAUCCACCAGAUGGCAGCAAAUCACCUGAACAUCACCAACAGCGUCCUGUACAGCUACGAGUACUGGGAGGUGGCUGACAACCUGGCAAAGGAGAAUAAAGAAUUCUUCAAUUACUUGAAUACUUUAUCUGGGCCAUUGACUCUUCACAGUAGCAUUGCUCAUACAGUCCAAUACACCAGACAAGCUCUUCAGUGGAUACGCAUUAGUGCCAAACUUAACUAAGAAGGAGGGAUUUAGCCUAACCAGUUCACUGGAUCUUCAGGUCUUAUUUACGAUAGAAGAGAAAAAAAACUCUGGAUCUCUGUGCAGCUAACAGGACAGCACUGAUGCCUACUGUCCUAUGUGAAAUGGGGUUGGAUAAAAUCCUAUGGAGCCUGACAUUUGUCAUCCUCACAGGAUGUUGGGGUACUCACCAUCUGGGCCUUAUCAUGUGCAAAGCCUUCUGAAGGUGCAAACUUUGGACAUCUCACAGAUUUCAUCAUUGAAUUCAUCUGAAGAGUUGUGUGCAGCAAGGAUUUCAAGCCUCUGAUCAUUUGCCAAAUGUCCCAUGGAUCUCAAAGAGCUCAUAUACGAAGCCUUUUUCAUAUUUUGGAAUUAAUUGUUAUCCAGCAGACCAUUUCUCUGGGGCCAAAAAGGAGAAGAUGCUAAAAAAAAAAAAAGAAGAAGAAAAAGAAAAAAGGACCAACCAAUCAAAUACCACUUUCUCCAAAGUAGAACACUUGUCUGCAUCUAUUGCCAAUGAAGGUUUAAUUGACUCUUACUUUGAAAAUCUCUAAUAUUUUCACUUUUAUGUGUUUUUACUGUGCAAUAUUUGAUGGAUUAUCUGUUUUUAGAAAAAAAGAGAAAACACAUGAGAAUAAAAUGUUGGCGAGACUAGUUGCCAACAUUAAAAGGUUGCAAAA
Lates calcarifer (barramundi perch) is the source of this 4754-nucleotide messenger RNA. RefSeq names its product AF4/FMR2 family, member 3 (gene aff3). The record is from RefSeq and is a predicted model, not a curated record. Gene Ontology annotation, biological process: regulation of gene expression. The transcript is spliced from 20 exons. NCBI's taxonomy places the organism in Eukaryota, Metazoa, Chordata, Actinopteri, Centropomidae. Gene Ontology annotation, cellular component: nucleus; super elongation complex. The coding region runs from base 469 to 4074 and encodes 1201 amino acids.